Molecule: messenger RNA, 1161 nt
Organism: Harmonia axyridis
Lineage: Eukaryota; Metazoa; Arthropoda; Insecta; Coleoptera; Coccinellidae
Exons: 4
Coding region: 95-1144 (349 amino acids)
Source: RefSeq, a predicted model, not a curated record
AAAAGAAAAAUUAUUUUUAGAUUCACUUCAGUCAAAAAAAUAUUGUCAAAUUCAAAUUCUGCAGAGGCCUAAUGAGAAACUAUCGGAUAUCAAAAUGAUGUACGAAAGAGCUUCUAUCUCUCCUUUCUCUAGGAGAAGGUUGACAAGGGAUUGGCGUAUCUUAGCAGAAGAUGUUGAAGACUACAGAUUCAGCAAGUGCACCACUAGAAGAAAAACUUAUGUCAACGAAGUAUGGUUGGAAAGUAACAUUGACCUGCAAAAUUUGGUUUUCAACACUCUGGAAUUUGUGACCGGCAGUACUUACGAAGGACAAUGCAGCAAAACUGGAAUGGAAGGUGUGGGCACUUACACUUUUCCUCAUGGUGUGGUCUAUGAAGGUCAAUUCAGGGACGGGAUGUUUCACGGCAAAGGAAUACUGGUUUAUCCUCAGGGACAAGCUAUGAAUUGUACCUUCCAAAAGGGAAAAUUGACAGAAUGGGAGUUUCUAUUUAGUGCAACUGCUGCACCUGAACCUGAAGAAGAUUAUACUUAUCCAGAUUCAAGGAGACAAUCUCCUGCUAGUGACUUUUCUAUCAAGUUCAAAACAGAAGCGGAAACGGACAUGGCAACGUACUGCAAGCCACCGGACCGGAGAUUCCACGUGAGUUAUUCUGAAGGACUCAAAGGAGCACCUAAGGAAAAUUUGAGCAACAUCAGACCAACAAGAGAGCCACCAGAAGGGUGUUAUGAUGUUGGAGAUGGUUUCUUCAAUCCAAAGACCAAAUGGGUGCAUCGUGCUGGUGAUAUGAGCACCUACUUGUACAUGAUACCGGAGGGAAAGAAAAAAUCAAAGCUGUCGUCUGAAAAAUCUCGAAGGGAAUUUAUAGAGAAAAUACCAACCGUGCCGAUCUACAAAAACGAGAAGUGGGUUAAGGACCACUGUAGGAAAGCUUGGGAUGAAAAUGUUGGCUACAAGCCCAGCCUCUACGAGUAUUGGUUCACUGGAAAAAAUAGAGAUAGGGAAAAAUUGAAGAUGAGGUAUGAAGACGAGGGUGGUCGUUUUGUAAAGGAGGAAUCUAUAAAUGAGGAAUGCCUCAAAUAUUUCACAGAUAACGUUCCUUCUACUGAAAACGUGCACAAAAAUACUUAUGAUCAGAUGGAGUGAAUAAAAUACUUCAACUU